Molecule: messenger RNA, 3338 nt
Organism: Ilex paraguariensis (yerba mate)
Lineage: Eukaryota; Viridiplantae; Streptophyta; Magnoliopsida; Aquifoliales; Aquifoliaceae
Source: the annotation of a GenBank genome assembly
AUGCAGUCCAUUUGUUUGAUAGUAUUGCUGUUAGUUAAGUUGGCAAUUGGAGAAUCAGAUGUUGAUGCACUUCUAGAGCUAAAGAAAGGAAUUCAGAAAGACCCAUUGGAGAAUAUUCUUAUUUCGUGGGAUUCCAAGUCCCUAGCAUCUGAUGGGUGCCCCCUAAAUUGGUACGGUAUUAGUUGUACUGACGGCCAUGUGACAUCGAUCAUGCUAAGUAAUAUGAGUCUAGUUGGAAACUUUGAUUUCCCUGUUAUUGCGGGGCUUAAAAUGCUUAGUAACUUAUCAAUUUCCAGCAACCAGUUGACAGGCAAUAUCACAGACGAGGUUGGCUUGAUGGAGUCAUUGGAAUAUUUGGAUCUUUCUGGCAAUUUGUUUCAUGGGUCAAUUCCCUCUCAAUUGACCAAUUUAACGAACUUGGUGCUUUUGAAUCUUUCAUCAAACAAUUUAGAAGGCAUAUUUCCCUCUGGUUUGGGAAAUCUUGAGCAGUUGAUGUAUCUAGAUUUGCACUCUAAUGGUUUUUCUGGGGAUGUUAUGCUUCUUUUGUCCCAAUUGGGUGGUGUGGUGUAUGUCGACCUCAGCAGCAAUGGGUUCUCUGGAUCCCUGGACUUGGGGCUUGGAAACUCCAGCUUUGUUUCCGCAAUUCAAUAUUUAAAUAUCAGUUACAAUAGAUUGGAUGGGGACCUCUUCUCUCAUGAUGGAAUGCCAUAUUUUGACAAUCUAGAGGUGUUUGAUGCAAGUUAUAAUCAGUUUGUAGGUAAUAUACCUUCCUUCAAUUUUAUAGUCUCGCUUCGGGUUCUCAAGCUUGGAAGCAAUCAGUUAUCGGGCUCGCUGCCUGAAGCUCUUUUGCAGGAGAGCUCAAUGGUCUUGUCUGAAUUAGAUCUCGGCCUUAACCAGCUUGAAGGUCCAGUAGGGAGCAUCACAUCUGCGAAUUUGAAAUAUCUUAAUCUAUCCUCUAACAAGCUGUCAGGCACCUUGCCUGCCAAUGUGGGACACUGUGCCAUUGUAGACCUGAGUAAUAACAUGCUUUCAGGGAACUUGUCUAGAAUUCAGAGUUGGGGGAAUUAUGUGGAAAUUAUUGACUUAAGUUCAAACUCAUUGACAGGAACCCUGCCAAGUGAAACUACUCGAUUCUUGAGGCUUACUUCACUCAAGAUUUCUAACAACUCAAUGGAGGGUGUUCUCCCACCUGUGUUAGGUACAUACCCAGAAAUAAAAGUGAUAGAUCUUAGCCUCAACAAGCUUAAUGGUUUCCUUCUUCCUAGCCUUUUCAACUCGACAAGAUUGACUAAUCUUAACCUGUCUUUCAACAACUUCACUGGGGCAAUUCCUACUCAGGCAUCCAUGGAUAAACUUUUUGCAGAGUCCACCAAGAAUUUGAGCCUGGUGUCUCUUGAUCUGUCACAUAAUGCACUAAAUGGUCAUUUGCCCCCAGAUAUUGGUGAGUUCCACAACAUGGUCGAUCUAAAUUUGUCUAACAAUCAUUUUGAAGGCGGCAUCCCUGAUGACCUUCCAGGCGAACUGAAAGGAUUCGAUGUGUCUUAUAAUAAUCUCUCUGGUCUAGUACCUGAAAGCUUAAGGAGGUUCCCUGAUUCAGCAUUCCAUCCAGGAAAUCCCCUACUGAUUUUCCCUUAUAAGACAUCUGCACCAAAUGGUGUUCCAAACAUCAAUUUGGGAAGGCACGGCUCCCACAUGAAAUCUGCUAUUAGGGCUGUGCUUAUUGCAGGUUUGGUAGGCGGUGCUUGUAUUAUAGCUCUAUUGACAUUGUUGAUCUACUAUAAAACCCACCAACAGGAUGGUGGGAGGAACAAUUCAAAAGUAGUCGGCGGACAGAAAGACAUCCAGCAAGGUAUUUCUUUCCAUCCUGAUCAAUCAAGCCUAAACAAAGUGGUGGAACCAUCAUUAACUUCUCCUAAAUUCCCUCAAGAUCAUUCAUCCUCCUCACAAGUAGAGCCUACACUUGGGCAUGGGGACACUGCAUCAGGUGUACAAGCACAGAUGGUCAAAUAUCUUGGCCUGCCAGAAUCAAUACAGAAAAAUGAAGAAAUAUCUUCUCCCACUUCUCUCAUGUCAUCUGCUAAUCCAUCUCCUUCUACAAUCCAGCAUCUCUCUGAGGAUCCUGGUUUACUCAAGGUUUAUUCUCCAGAUAAACUGGCUGGGGAUCUACAUCUCUUUGAUAGCUCCAUCACAUUCACUGCUGAAGAACUUUCAUGUGCUCCUGCAGAGGUUAUUGGAAGGAGCUGUCAUGGAACACUAUAUAGAGUUGUUCUUGGCUCUGGUCAAGUAUUGGCAGUGAAAUGGCUGAAGGAAGGGAUAGCGAAAGGAAGGAAAGAAUUUUCAAGAGAGGCCAAGAAACUGGGGAACAUCAAAUAUCAAAAUCUAGUUUCUCUGCGGGGUUAUUACUGUGGCCCAAGGGAACAUGAGAAGAUGAUCAUAUCAGAUUAUGUCAAUGCACCAUGUCUGGCUCUCUAUCUCCAUGAUACAGAUCCCAGCACACUCCCACCCUUGUCUCUAGAUGAACGGCUCAAGAUUGCUAUAGAUGUGGCGCAUUGUUUGAACUACCUUCAUGGCGAGAGAGCAAUACCUCAUGGCAACCUGAAAUCCACAAACAUUUUACUUGACACUCCCAACUUGAAUGCACUCCUAACUGACUACAGUCUCCAUCGGAUAUUGACAUCGGCCGGAACAACUGAGCAGGUUCUAAAUGCAGGGGCCCUUGGUUACCGGCCACCUGAAUUUGGCAGCACAAGUAAACCCUGCCCAUCAUUGAAGAGUGAUGUGUAUGCUUUUGGGGUUAUCUUGUUAGAGCUCUUGACUGGAAAAAGUUCAUCCGAGAUUAUUCCUGGGAAUUCAGGAGCAUUGGAUCUGACAGAAUGGGUGAGACUUUUGGCUGCAGAAAACCAUUCCAUCGAGUGCUUUGACAGAGUGAUUUUGGGGGCCUAUAAUAGGGGGAACCUACCUAAAAGUCUGGAUAAUACGCUUCAAGUGGCCCUCAGAUGUAUUCUUCCGGCAGCAGAAAGACCUGAUAUGAAUACAGUUUUUGAAGAUCUUUCCUCCUAUAGUUUCAGAACAGGAUCCAGCUAGGUAGACCUCUAACCAUAUUGCCUGUUGCUAGCAGAAAUUGAUUGGUUCUCUCAGUUUUUCACAAUUGUUGCCUUUUUUGUUCAUUUCUGACAGUUUGAGGGAAUCACAAUAAAAUUUCUUGUAAAUAAAUUGUUCAUUAUUCUUUAAAUUCCUUAUCCAGGGCUGCAAUUUCAUUCUGAAAGAGUUCUAAUGUGUUUGAGCAAAUUGUCUUGUGAAGCCAACUUCUCUUUGUGCUGUGUGCACUUAUAAAUUUC